UGGCGGUAUAACCCACAUUUUCCAUCUGCUAGGCAGGGUCGAAAAGAUUGCGCACGCGCACACGUGUUUUCGGAAGAGAACGCUUUCUGGUUUAAAUACAUGUUUUUGACAAGCAGUGAAGGGUUGGUGGCUGUGCACAAUGAGCACAGAGCCGGCGAGCAUCGAGAGCCUGUGUGUGUUACACCAGAGCCAUGACUACAUCGUGGUGGACAAACACUGGGACAUCCGCAUCGACAGCAAGAUGUGGUAUGAAAAACUGACGGUGCAAAAGCAGCUUCAGCACCACUUUCCUCGUCUGGCGGAUCCCAGCACGUACUACGGAUUUAGGUUCUGUCAUCAGUUGGAUUUCUCCACCAGCGGAGCUCUUUGCGUGGCCCUCAAUAAAGCUGCUGCUGGUCGGGCUUAUCGCUGCUUCAAGGACCGAACUGUCACCAAAGCCUACCUCGCUCUGCUUCGCAGGUGGGUUGAAAACGAAACUCAAACUCUAGACUUCUCCAUCGGCAAGAACUCCACGGAGGGAAGAACACACACGAUGUGCACUGAAGGAACAGAAGGUUGUGAGAAUCCCAAGUCGUGCCUAACUGAGCUGACUGUGUUGGAGUACGGGUUGUAUGAUGGAGAGCCUGUCACCAAAGUGCUACUGCAGCCUCUCACUGGCCGAACCCACCAGCUGAGGGUCCACUGCAGCGCCAUUGGCCACCCUAUCGUCGGAGACUUCACCUACAGCCUCGGAGCGGACGACUCUCCGUAUCGAAUGAUGCUGCACGCCUACCUCCUCCACAUCCCUCUGGAAGCCCAGCCCCUCCUCGUGAAAGCCGGGGACCCCUUUGUCCCUACGGUCGACCCUAAAUGGGUCCCUCAGCGAUCGCUACGAACAUUAGAAGCCACCGUUGAAGCUGUGUUGGAGAGGAGAAAGACUAAAGAGAACGAGAGAGUGAGGGGAGAGGAGAGGACGAAACAAAGGAGUCAUCAGAAGGUGGAAGAGGAGACUGAAGAGCAGAGGGGGGUUUGUCAGGAGUGGCUGAGUGAAUGGGCUGGAGAUGAAUGAGGUCCCAUUUGUUUUUAAUCUACUUCUGCAUGUUGAGCAUGCUCACAGGGCCAGCAUUGGACUUAUUUUUUACAAGCAAAAUAAAAUGUUGUUUUAUUUCUAACAAGAAAAUUAAAAGUCAAGAAAGUGAAAGUAUGAGGAGUUUUAUGCAGCGUUAAAAUGAUGCAUCUUCCCUUUAGCGUUCAGCUGCCUUAGAAACUGCACUGACGCUGAGCAUCAGAUGUCUUCUUUGUUAGAAAGCUCAAUACUGGAUUUAAGGUUUUGGUCCCCCUUAACUUCCAUAGGCUUUUUCCUGUUGUCACAGAGACCGUUUUAGUAGAUUUCUGUCAUGUUUGGAGGAAGGUACUUAACCCAAGACAUGCAGAAUGCAACACAGACCAAAAACGGAUGGUAAAAAUGAUUUAUUUAUAAAGGAGGAACUUAGGAUGCACAGAUAAGUCUGUGGUUGGAACUGCUACGACAGCUCAGCGUCUGGAGGAGGGAGAACACAGGUGAGCAUAGGUUCUGAUUUCAAAGUCCAUUGUUGGCAGGCAGAGGUGUUCAGCAGACUUACUGUGGUGGGUGUAUGUGUUGGCUGGAGGAGGGAGAGGUAGAGAGCCGGGGGAAGCGCAGGAGAGGGAGCAGAGGUGGAGAGAAGCGGGGCGUCCUGGUGGAUGGGGCACUGGGUGAUAUGGUCCGUGUGCUGAAUAUCCAAAUCCUGGAGUAGAGGUCAGUAUCCAGUGACCGACAGGAAUCCUGAAGAAUGGUAAAAAAAAAAAAAAACACUACGAAGAGCAAAAAACACUACGAAUAUCAUCAAUCCUAGAAACACUAGAGGUAACUCGAGUGGCUGGCUACUACCAAAGCUGAGGCAAUCUUCCGGCGUCAAAUUGUGUCCUCCAUCCACCUUAAAUAGGAAAACACCCCGCUGAUUGCUGAUCAGGCAUGACAGAUUUCAGUAGCAUUCAUUCAUUCAUUUAAGCACCUUGUGAUUUUAAUCUAGACAGCUUCAUCUUCCCUUUCUUCUACAUAUUUGUGUUGUUCUAGAACAAUGUGAUAGACCACGGCUGAAUCCUGUAUGCGAUACGAGUCCCGUAAAUAAAAUCCUAUGUAAUGUGUACCCAUGUUUGUUAUUAAAUGUAUCUGGUCUGGAAA
Messenger RNA from Nothobranchius furzeri (turquoise killifish), 2182 nucleotides. It is a transcript of the gene rpusd1, whose product is annotated as RNA pseudouridine synthase domain containing 1. Gene Ontology annotation, biological process: enzyme-directed rRNA pseudouridine synthesis. Lineage: Eukaryota; Metazoa; Chordata; Actinopteri; Cyprinodontiformes; Nothobranchiidae. Gene Ontology annotation, molecular function: RNA binding; pseudouridine synthase activity. The record is from RefSeq and is a predicted model, not a curated record.